This is a messenger RNA of Oncorhynchus mykiss (rainbow trout), 2475 nucleotides long. RefSeq names its product potassium channel subfamily K member 15-like. NCBI's taxonomy places the organism in Eukaryota, Metazoa, Chordata, Actinopteri, Salmoniformes, Salmonidae. The record is from RefSeq and is a predicted model, not a curated record. Gene Ontology annotation, biological process: stabilization of membrane potential; potassium ion transmembrane transport. Gene Ontology annotation, cellular component: plasma membrane. Gene Ontology annotation, molecular function: outward rectifier potassium channel activity; potassium ion leak channel activity.
UGUUUUUAUUCGGAGAGUCAGCACUCUGUCAAUAUUGAGUGAUAAGAGAGAGAGAGCGGCCAUGUGGUCGCGCAUUGACUUCGCUUUUUUACAUUCCGUGGGCGCUUGGGGAUUUACGUAAUGUUUUAUUAUGUGGGCUUAUAGGGUUGUGUUGGGACACUUGUUGAAUGUGAGUAGGUUUGGAUACUCCAAUAGAAAACCAGGCGCAACAGUAACCUAUGCAUUUUGUAGAAUAAUAAAGUCAGACAUUUUUUAAUCUAGCCUAUAGGCUCUCAUAUCACGCAUGCACAAACUAGAUGCAAACGCUGGAGGAACGUAUCUUUUGGACAGAAUGCGUUGGAUCUCAAUCAUCUCGAGGACAAUGAUUCUCUCUCUACAUUCUACAAUAUACAUGGAAGAUAUGGUGAUUGAACAUUUUUAGAAACUGUACAGACUCAGUGCUGGAAAUGUUUAUUGAGGGAAUAAUCGAAAUGUAAACGCACGUUUUUUUGGAAGGGGAAAAGAACCCAACGUUGCCUACAUUUGAAACCUUCCAUACACUUCCUAUUUUAUCUGUGUGCACCUCCUCCCCACGCUACACCUGCUGUUGGAUUGAUUCUACGCCACAGCCAGAGAGGCGAGAGCUAAACCACAGUGAGCACCACUCCCACCUGUAAGAGUUUCUCCGCCCUGGGGGCUUGAAGAUGAAGAAGCAAAAUGUGCGGACCCUGUCUCUUAUCCUCUGCAUGUUCUCCUACCUGCUGGUGGGCGCUGCGGUGUUCGACGCACUGGAAUCCGAGACGGAGAGCUCCCGCCGACGCAUCCUUGAGCUGAAGCGCACUGAGAUGAAGAAGAAGUACCGCUUCUCCGAGGACGACUACCGGGAGAUCGAGCGGGUGAUGCUGCAAGCGGAUCCCCACCGCGCCGGGAGACAGUGGAAAUUCGCCGGGUCUUUUUACUUUGCCAUCACGGUCAUCACCACCAUUGGCUAUGGCCAUGCAGCUCCAGGCACAGAUUCAGGGAAGGUCUUUUGCAUGUUCUAUGCCGUGUUGGGCAUCCCACUCACCCUGGUCAUGUUCCAGAGCCUGGGCGAGAGGAUGAACACGUUUGUCUGCUAUCUCCUGCGCAGGGUCAAGCAGUGCCUAGGGUUACGAAGGACUGAGGUGUCCAUGGAGAACAUGGUCUUGGUGGGCUUCCUGUCCUGCAUCGGCACCCUGUGUGUUGGGGCAGCAGCCUUCUCCCACUAUGAGGCCUGGACCUUCUUCCAUGCCUACUACUACUGCUUUAUCACGCUCACCACCAUUGGGUUUGGGGACUUUGUGGCCCUGCAGAAGAAGGAGGACCUCCAGGAGAAGACACCCUAUGUGGCCUUCAGCUUCAUGUACAUCCUGGUUGGACUGACAGUGAUAGGAGCCUUCCUCAACCUGGUAGUGCUGCGCUUCCUCACCAUGAACACAGAGGACGAGAAGAGGGACGCCCAGGAGAGGGCCUCCAUCAAGAGGGAGAGGGGCCUGCUGACCAUGGGGCUCCAUGGAGGAGGAGGAGGACCAGGGAAAGGCAGAGGAGUGCUUAGGGUCAGGGAGAGGGACAGGAUGGGGCAGAGCCGCAGUCACAUCAAUCUUUCCCUGCCCAUGGAGGAGGGCACUAGCCGCACGAACCUCAUCUCCUCCCCAGCAGAGGAGCAGGAGGAUAGGGACAGGGCCAGGGGUGCCCCCUGCAGGCAGAGGCUGCAUUUACAGCUGCAUGGCACUGGCAGACGAAGGCCAGAGUCUCCCCUGGGCUCCUUGUGUUCCUGUAUGUGCUACCGUCUGGAGGUGUGUGAGAGCCCCCUGCCUUCCCACAGGGAGCACCCUGGGUGCAACAUUAACUCGGUCUACAGCAACUCCAUCUCUUACAGGAUCCAGAGCUGGAGCCCCAGAGACAACACAGGACUCUCGUCCCCAGGGAGCACACUCUCGCUUGGGCACUUCAGGGAGUACCCCUGCUGCCGGAGGAAGUCAGUGUAGCACCACAUGGGACAGAAUCUUUGUUUGUAACGGUUGGAUUAAUAAAGUAUUUUAUACAUAUUUUUAAAACACUACAUAGGCAAGGUUUUGUAGUACACUGCAGAUGCACACACUCCAUUAUAAAUAAAUUGGUGUAAAGUAUUGGCAGAGGCAAGAUAAUCUGUUUUAUAACAGGAAUUUUAGAACCUAUUUUCCCUAAUGAAAUGAUUACAAUGCUGUAUUUAUACAGGAUGAAUUUAAGUUGUUUUUGCGUUAUAGCCGCUGGAGAUGUAUCUUGUGAAUCAAUUCACUUAUUAUUGUAAUACUCUAUGAGUUGUUUGUUUUUUCCCCAAUAUUUUUUUCCUCCUAGAUAGUUUAUUAUUAUUAUCUGCAUUAUAGAUUUUUUUUUUGCAUGCAAAUAAGAGUGGAGAUGCAUGAUUGAGAUGAUACACAUGGCAUGAAAAUUAUAUUAACAAAAAUGUAAUGAUGCAAAUGACUAUCACUAUAGAUA